CCCGCCCACAUAGCCUGAGCGUUAGGUUGCGCGAGGGCUGCAGUUUCAGUUUGUUUUAUUCACCAUUUUGUGUAGCUCAAGGUAAAAUAUUAAAGUAAAACCCUUUAGCGCAGCAGAGCUUUUCACCCGUUUUAUUUACUUUUGCGAUUCGGGGAGAAAACUGGUGUUGGUGUUUUUAUGCGACGUUACAUUGAGUCUGUCAGUCGGUGAAGCUUUUUUUUUAUUUCCUCCAUUUUUCAUAAAAAAAUCUCAACAGUGUUCCUGCAAAAAUGUCCAGACCAGUGAGGAACAGAAAAGUGGUGAAUUAUUCACAGUUCAACGAAUCUGAUGAUGCAGAUGAGUACGAGCAAGACUCGGGCAAGCCCAAGAAGAUCCGGGCAGCGCCACGUGAAAUCAAGCACAAGAAGACCAAGAACUCACAGGAGGAAAGCGAUGACUCCGAUGACAAAGUCUCCAAACCUAAAAAUGAUUCAGCAGAUGAUUUCGGCAGCGACGAAGACAACGAGUUUGGGGAGGAAGAAGAGGAGGAGGAAGAUGGAGGAAGUGAUUACGAAGCCAAAAAGGGAAAGAAGGGGAAGAAGGCUAAAGUGGAGAAGCCGAGCAGAAGGUCACUGAAGAGGAAAAGGGAUUCAGCAGAUGAGAGCGAUGAGGAUAAGGUGAGCCGGAAGCCCAGGCAGGUGAGACAAGCCGCCUCCAAGGCUGCGUCCAAACAGAGAGAGAUCCUGCUCGGGGACCGAGGGAGUGAGGAUGAGGAUAAAGAGGAAGAUGAGCACACCUACGUGGAGCAAGAGUCCGGGAGCGACGAGGACUUCAUGGUGGACGACGAUGACGACAGCGACUACGGUCACUCCAAAAAGAAGGGCAAGAAAGUGACUCAGCGAGGACGCAAGGUGGAGAAGAAGGAGAAGAAAUCUCCUAAACCCAGACUAAAGGCCACAGUCACCCCGAGCCCCAUGAAGGGAAAGGGCAAAGGUCGCCCGAGUGCAGCGAAGGCCCUGGAGAAAUCCUCACCUAAAGAGGAGGAGGAGCCCGAGAGCCCGCUCGAGGACGAGGAGGAAGACGAGGUGGAGAAGAAGAGCUCGCUGCCACCGUCCGCCAAAAAGAAGAAAAACACCCCUGACGACGAGGAAGAGGAGGACGAAGAGGACGGCUCAGAAGACGACGCGCCGUCCGGGGAAGAUUAGCCACCUCGCGUCUCGUUUGCGCUCUCUGUUUUCUUUCUUUCUCUCUGUUUAUUUUUUCUCUUUUGGAGGUUUUUUCUAUUGUUAUAAUUUGUCUGUGGUGACCUGGCUUUUUUUUUUUUUUUUUUUUUUUUAACUUUCUGUAUCACAAAAACCAUGUUGUCCCAGAAAGCAUCAGAUGUGUGUGUGUGUGUGUGUGUGUGUGUGUGUGUGUGUGUGUGUGUGUGUUUGUGCGAGAGAGAGAAAGAGAAUGAUGUAUUUGUAUUUUUUAUUUUAUUAUUAUUUUAUUUUAUUUUUAUUUAUAGGCAAGAACGAUAAGAAAAGCCCGCCGCCGCUCCUCCACUGCUCACGGGCUGCUGCUCUAACGGUUCUUGAGUUCUGGUUUCAUCUCCACACAGUUCCUGCUGGUCCUCAGCUCUGUGCCCAGUGGUUUUCCUGCUCUAACACACUUGCCUCCACAUCUUUUUUAGUGACAGAAAUAAACACAACGCCUGCAGACAUGUACGCAUUUUAUGAAUCAGGAACGACCGACGACGGACAAACUGUCCUCGAGCUGUUUUCGUUCUGUUAGGGUAGGGUUGCCAGAUAAUCUCAUAAAUCACCGCUUACUCCUAACCGUUUUUUUUUUUAAAACCUUUCGAAUGAUCUCACACUGAAUAAACAAUUAAAGCUGAACAGGGUAAAUCUAAGCUACUAAUCCUGAUAGGAAUAACGAAAAGUAAUACGUUUAAACGGCCUACGAUCAUUUAAACUGUGAGUAAAGUCUAAACACUGCUUUACAAUCGAUCUGAGCCUUUCGCACGUCAGACGAUCGAGCGCUACGGUCCGACUCGCUUCCCCGCGAUGUUCGGGAUCCGGAGAAGAGCGAAUUAUUUUACGACGCACGUUAUGGACAAGACAGGAGGAGGACGUCGGGUGGUGGGACGUUGGAGCAGGAAAACACUACGAUGUACAGGAGAAGGUUAGAACUGAACCAGGAUUUAGGAAAGUUCCCCCCCCCCUUUUUUUUUUUUUUUUUGGACUUGCGAUUUUAAUUAUUAUUUUUUCGCAGAAUGCUGUGACCGCUUAGAAUUUCGCUUUUAUUACGAUGUUAAACGCGACGUACGGCUCGACGGCGCAGCGUCCGAUGUUCUUCCAGUCAAAUUUUUUUUAUUAUUAUUUUUUUUUGUUUGUUUGUUUGUUGUUGUUUUUAUUUUUUUAUUCCUAUUCCGUGUGCUGUUUUUACCUGAUAUUAUUCAGUGGAUUUCUCUAAUUCUUCCCUGUCUUUAGUUUUUAUUUUUAUAUAUAUAUUCGAUUCUUGUUCUUUUUUUUUAAUCCUACAGUAUUUUCUAAUCGUCUCUUAGUUAGCCCUUUUUAAGCCGGACGUGUGCGGGUGUCUCCCCCUUUCUUCUGUCCUUUUUUCUGUCCUUUCUUCUCCUAACCUACAGAAGUUGUGCAUCCGACUCUAAUAGAAACGAACCGGCUCCUUUACCAAAAAAAAAACAUAAAAAAAUUAUGACGUAUUUCUCAGUGCGAGCGAGUGAAGGCGGGAAAACGGUGUCACAGCAGCAGCCAGAAAACACUCGUCUUCAUCUUUUUUUUUUCUUUAAUAAAGGAGUUAAAGCUUUUUCUUCCUUUUUUUUUGUGAGGUGAGAGCUUCCUUUUGUGUCCACUACAUCAUCUCAGAAACGUCUUUGUGGUUUUAAUUUAGCGCGCGUGUGUGUGUGUGUGUGUGUGUGUGUGAGAGAGAGCGAGAGAGAUGGCAGUCUUAAACAGUGUAACAUUAUAAAGGAAUGUUUUCUUUUUUUCUUCUUCUUCUUUUUGCUAUCGAUUUGAACCCAUGCACGCUUUUUACACUCUGCUUUUAUUCAGAGAUGUAAACGCUUUAACGCUCUGGAAAUUUCCUCUCAUCGGACUCCAAGCGGCAGAAACCUGCUUUAUUUGCUGCAUUCUGACGUUUCGAGAAGAAAAAAAAUAAAUACGAGAUGGGACUCCUUUGCCGUCGGCUCAGAGGAGUUUAUUAUUUCGUAGCCGUAAGCGCCGAAAUUCGAGGAGCUUGUUGUUUUUUUUUGUUUGUUUUUUUGUUCCUCGUGACGUGGAAGCGAAGGUGAAUUAAACCAGACCAGACGGAGAAGUUUGUAACGUCCUGUUCAUCCUCUGCCUCGGUUCCUGUUCCAGCUUCAGUGUUUUAACAUGAUGGACUCUGAGCAUUCUGUCAUCUGUUACACUCUCUUCAUGUGCAUGAACUCCUCAUGAAGCUUAAUAGCGACCCAACAACACGGUUGUGUCAUUUCCGUGCCAGGCAUCACUCAGUAUCACCCACCGCCUCGUCCCCGUCCCCCAACCAUACCUCAGAACCCGUAAUCUCUCUUCCGCUUCCCCGACAGCCGUCAUCUAUCAUCGUCCCCUCAAAAAAAAAUGACCUUUUGUUUUUUGUUUUUUCCCAUCAUUCUCCUCAGAAUUUUUGUAAUUUUGUUUUUUUGUUUUUUUUUUAAGAAAAGAAAUAAAAUUGUAUCUUGAUUUAAAAAAAAAA
Tachysurus fulvidraco (yellow catfish) is the source of this 3693-nucleotide messenger RNA. RefSeq names its product nuclear casein kinase and cyclin-dependent kinase substrate 1a (gene nucks1a). The record is from RefSeq and is a predicted model, not a curated record. NCBI's taxonomy places the organism in Eukaryota, Metazoa, Chordata, Actinopteri, Siluriformes, Bagridae. Gene Ontology annotation, molecular function: double-stranded DNA binding; single-stranded DNA binding. Bases 270 to 1184 code for a protein of 304 amino acids. Gene Ontology annotation, cellular component: cytoplasm. The transcript has 8 exons. Gene Ontology annotation, biological process: double-strand break repair via homologous recombination; interstrand cross-link repair.